Molecule: messenger RNA, 1901 nt
Organism: Centruroides sculpturatus (bark scorpion)
Lineage: Eukaryota; Metazoa; Arthropoda; Arachnida; Scorpiones; Buthidae
Product: structural maintenance of chromosomes protein 6-like
Exons: 16
Coding region: 68-1852 (594 amino acids)
Biological process (GO): double-strand break repair via homologous recombination
Cellular component (GO): site of double-strand break; Smc5-Smc6 complex; nucleus
Molecular function (GO): damaged DNA binding; single-stranded DNA binding
Source: RefSeq, a predicted model, not a curated record
UGAGAGUAUCGUCUGGUAAAGUGAAUAGUCUACAAUUUACAUGAAAAUUAAUAUUCAAUGAAAGAAAAUGUCACAAAAGAAAAAAACAUCAAAAACUGCAAACACUUCAAAAAAGACCAAAGUGUUUGAAUCUCAAUUGACCAAAAGCCAAAAUGAUCCAGAAAAGGAUGAAGCUGAAGUUGGAAUCAUAGAAUCUGUAUCUGUGAAAAAUUUUAUGUGCCAUGAUAAUCUUGAUUUUAAAUUUGGGCCUCAUGUUAAUUUCAUUAUUGGCAGAAAUGGAAGUGGAAAAAGUGCUAUUUUGACAGCAAUUGUUGUUGGUUUAGGAGGAAAAGCUAAUAUUACUGGUAGAGGAACAAAUCUUAAAGGAUUUAUUAAAAAUGGAAAACAAACUGCAGAAAUUGCUAUAAAAAUCAGAAACUGUGGUCCUGAUGCAUAUAAAACUGAACUCUAUGGAUCUUCAAUAGUUGUUGAAAGAAGGAUAACAUCAGAUGGUUCUAGUUCCUAUAAAUUAAAAAAUGAAAUGGGUGAAAUUAUUUCUACUAGAAGAGAAGAAUUAGUACACAUGAUGGACCAAUUCAAUAUUCAAAUUGACAAUCCAGUGUCUGUUUUAAAUCAAGAAACAAGUAGAAGUUUUUUGAAUUCUAAAAGUUCCAAGGAUAAGUAUAUGUUUUUCCUUAAAGCUACACAAUUGGAACAGCACAGUACUCUUCCUGAAUUGGAAAAAGAAGUUAAUGAAUGGAAACAGAAAUGGGAGUUUUAUCAGUCAUUAAAAAAACAACACGAAAAACUUAAUCAUUUAAGAAAUGAGUUUGCCUGGGCGUAUGUAGCUGUCAAAGAAAGAGAAUUAAAUGAAAAAUUGAGAAAAUUAGAAGAGCAGAAAAAUAAUACACCACGGUUCAAAUCUAAAGUACAAGAAAGUCAGGAAAAAUUAGCAGAAAAACUUUCUGAACAACAGGAAAUUGAAAAUAAAAUAAAAAAGAUGAAAGAGGAUGAAGAUAUGUUACAACCACAAUAUAAUGAAGCAAGAAGUCAGUUAGCUCAGGAAAACAGAUUGUUAAAUAAUAAAAAGUUAGAACUGAGGAAAGUUGAAAAAGAAAUAUCUUCCUUGGAGAAGGAAAUAACAGGCUUGAAAACAAGAAUUGAAGAAUUAAGAAAAGGUGAUCAGAAAGAUUAUGCAGCAGAAAGACAAAAAAGAUCAGAAAAUAUAAGAUUGCUUGAAGAAGAAAAAUCAGAGCUCCUUGCUGAACGAAAAAAUAUUGAAUUUAAGCAGCAGAAGAUAGAAGCCUCACUCAACAAAGCAACUGAAGAAAUGCAUAAUUUCAGGCAGCAAGAUCGAAACAUUCGUCAUCAGAUAGAGUCUUUGCAGCAGUCCAUUAUGAAUUUAGAAAGCAGCCGGACAAAUCAGCUUCGAAGGUUUGGUCGUUACAUGCCAGAAUUGUUGGAUGUGAUAGACAGAUAUUAUAAACAAAAUAAAUUCAAGGAAAAACCAGUUGGUCCAAUUGGAAUCUGUAUCAAACUAAAAGAUGCCAAAUGGGCACUAGCAGUGGAAUCGUGUUUGAAGAGUCUUGUUUUUGCAUUCUGUUGUGAUAAUCAUAAAGAUGAACGCACCCUUCAACAGUUAAUAAGGAUGACAUGUAAUUUUGAUGAACGUAAGCCAUCCAUCAUAGUUAGUAAAUUUCAUCGUCAGGUGUAUAAUGUAAAUAGAUACAGUGUUCAUUCAAACAAAUAUAGCAGUGUAUUGCAGAUGCUUGACAUUACAAAUCCAGUUGUAGCAAAUUGCCUUAUUGAUCAGGUUAAUUUUUUUUUAUUUAACUUGCAAAGUUAUCUUACAAUAAAAUUAAUCUUUAAGUGAUAAGAAACCGACUCACCACUAGCCAAUACACUAAUCAGAAUAAAAUAUU